Messenger RNA from Setaria italica (foxtail millet), 1035 nucleotides. RefSeq lists its product as uncharacterized. Gene Ontology annotation, molecular function: sequence-specific DNA binding; DNA-binding transcription factor activity. Gene Ontology annotation, biological process: regulation of DNA-templated transcription. The record is from RefSeq and is a predicted model, not a curated record. The transcript is spliced from 4 exons. NCBI's taxonomy places the organism in Eukaryota, Viridiplantae, Streptophyta, Magnoliopsida, Poales, Poaceae. Bases 151 to 648 code for a protein of 165 amino acids. Gene Ontology annotation, cellular component: nucleus.
UCGAGUCCUUCAUUCUUGGUCCUCCAUUUAAGCUCCACACACCUACACUCCUCUCCCUGUCUCUCUCUUGCCUCCAUUGGGCAAGCUGCCAGGCCGCGUGGCUAGCUUAGCUCUGUGGUGUGUGCGUGCGCGCGCGCGAGGCAUAGAGAGAUGCUGUCGAGGGAACGCAAGAAGAAGCAGGCGGCGGCCGCUCUUCAGGAGAAGCUGAAGAUCCUCCGCUCCAUCACUCACUCCCACGCUUUAAGCAACACAUCCAUAAUCAUGGACGCGUCGGCGUACAUCAAGGAGCUGAAGCAGAAGGUGGUGAGGCUGAACCAGGAGAUCGCCUGCGCGCAGGACGCGCUGAGACACAACUCCUCCUACCCGACGGUGACCGUGGAAACCCUAGUAGGCGGGCACGGCGGGUUCCUCAUCAACGUCUUCUCCGACAAGAGCUGCCCGGGGCUGCUCGUCUCCGUGCUCGAGGCCUUCGACGAGCUGGGGCUCAGCGUCCUCCAGGCCACCGCGUCCUGCGCCGACUCCUUCCGCCUCGAGGCCGUGGGUGGAGAGAACGUGGCGGAGAACGUGGACGAGCACGUCGUGAAGCAGGCCGUGCUGCAGGCCAUCAGGAGCUGCUCCGAGAGCGGCAGCGAGCAUGACGAGGGGUAGGCGGAGCGCGUAAGCGCACACUCCUGGCCGGUCACCCGAUCCUCCUGUCCUUGAGCGUCUCAGGAAGCCGAGAUCGCUUUGUCUGCUCCAUUUCCUCCCUCUUCCUGUAUUUUUGGCUUCUAUAUCCUCUAUCGCUGGCGACAUGGGUAGUUGCUCCCUAGUGCUGAUGAUCCGGUGAAUUCCAUUUCCUGUGUAAUAGUAUUAAUUAGCUAGGGGAGCGCCAUGAUUUAUAUAUAUGUCUAUGACAAUAAGAUCGAUCAUGCAAGUAAGAAUGAUGGGAGGUUGGAAGCAAAGCUGAAUAGAGCUAGCAUUCAACUGCCCUUCUUCCGUAUGUACUAAUAUUCAUGCAAGUUAUAUGUGUCCAUGCACCCUCUGGCCUCUGCUGAA